CCCGUUUGGCCGUUCCAUUUUCAUGUAUGACGACGGGUCUACGACUUCUGUAAAGGAGGAACGCGUAAUGAAGGCUGGAUCGAACAAACGCCAGGGAAAGGAAACCGCGGCUAUCAAGCGCACACUGAUUACCCACAUUUUCUAUCAAAUACAAAUAUGUCUAGGUCUGGAAGGCUCCAACUUGUGAUGCUGACUUUGAAUUCAGAAAAAAAUCUGUAUUGCAUGACCAGCAAGCGGAGUCCAGUAUGUGCUACGUGGAGAGGGCGUUUCUCAUGCGGAAUAAGCAUCAGGAAGCCUUCUGAAAAUCUGUGAUGCUUGGCCGUGCAUUACAGGCGUCACGGGUCAUGCAAGGGGCGGCUCUCCCCUACAAACAUAGAAACGGCCAUCGUCGGGGUUCCGGGUACAUUUUGCACACCAUGUACCUGGAGGGCGCAAGCCUCAUACCAUACCAUACCAUGCAAAAUAUGCAUGACAAACCUGGCAGUCUUCCAGACGACCCAGACAUAUUUGCAAUGAAUAUUUUCCCGAUAACCCAGGGGGCCUUAGUCGAUUCCGCCACGGCGUUUCAUAAUGUGAAUGUCGUUGAUAUGGAAGCGUCAGAGUUGAAAUCGACAAAGUUGAAAUAACUUGUAAUGCAUAGAAUGCGAUACAAAAAGUGACUCUAUUGCAGAGGACCCACGGGAGGCAGAUUAUAGUCCUGGCAAGGGUCAAAAGUUGGACUGCUAACUAGCAUGACAGAAGGCAGCUCUUUUGCCCUAAACCGCAUGACAGACUCGCUUCCAGGACAGGGAAAAUUUGUCAUGCACCGACUACACACUGUAGGUCUAACUGGUAGCCGUUUUAUGCAUGACAAACUAUUUCAACUUUGACGAUUUCAAACCUGACGCAUCCAGAGUUGAGUUUAUGACCGGUGGGUCCGGUGAAGAGUACUUCCGGCCGAUCCCGACACCUGGGACCUUGGAGUUCGAUCGAUUGCCGGAGGAACUGAAGCACCGGUAUAAAUCAGAGAUCGUCAAGUUGGUCGAGAUAUGAAAUGCAAAAGCAUUGUACUAGCAUGAAUUGCAUCACAAAUUGACUUAGCAUUACAGAUUGAAUUUGUGAUGCGGAUUUGCCUUAAGAAAAAGAUUUGUCAUGCAUAAACGCAAUUAGUACGAGCGCGAUACUUUUGCAAUGCAUACGAGAAGAGCAAGCGGGGAGAGAAGCUGUAUUUCGACGACCCGAGGACCGCGGCGGGCUAUUCCUAUUCUCGCUUCCACAAGGAUCUAGCGGAGCAGUAUGCUGAGGAACAUCAAGAUGUUGGAAAAAAAUCAGCAGCUGUCGGAACAACCGGUUCGACAGGAGCGGGGGUUGCUGGUAGUAGCAGUGGGCGCACUGGAAGUGGAAGCUGCAGCAGCGCUUCUAGCGGCCAACAUCAGCAUGUCCCGCGCGUUGUCCCGCCGCCUCCGCCGAAAACGCGGGGGAAGGCGAUUUCCCUUGCGAACUCUGUGGAGGUGCUUCAAACCACGAGUU
This is a messenger RNA of Amoebophrya sp. A120, 1509 nucleotides long. NCBI's taxonomy places the organism in Eukaryota, Dinophyceae, Syndiniales, Amoebophryaceae. The record is from the annotation of a GenBank genome assembly.